AUGAAAAUUUUCGGAAUAAUUGUUAAUCGGAACGUAUCUGUCGGAUAUCAAAAUAAACGAAGGAGAAAUAUAAGGAGAAAGGGAAUGUUGUUAACGAUCGGAUAAUAAUUAGGAUGUCAAUAAUAUAUAGAUCCUUUGUAAAAAUAAAGACAAGAAAGUCCAAAGGAUUGAUUGGGUCAUCCCCGAGGCAACCGAUGGGGCAAACAAAAAUAAGCGAAGCACCGAGCAUAGUUCCAGUUCGAAUACUAGUCUUGUCCGGAGAAGAGGCCUUGCCCGAUAAUAGACCUUCGCAUAGACGAAUAUCGUGUGCCCAUCAUUUCUAUAAGCCUUUGUCAAUCGUCAAAUCAAUUUGCGACGCGAAUAGAGAAUCUAGAAGGGAGGGGCAAGGAUCCUGGGCAAGGAUCUUAUUUGAAAUUGAAACGAAAGCGUUUAUAACGGUGCGAUCCUCGACCAUGAACUUUGCCUUUCCUACGUUAAUCACCUUCGUCAUUUACGUUUUUUCGCCUAAAUACGGUCAAAGUCCGGUCGAUGCUCAAGCAAUGGUAAAUAAGGCGACGAGGAAAGGAAUCGUAACGAAUUCAAGACCGGUUAAUAUCUUCGUGAUCAACGACGAGGCCAACGAGAUAGCUAACGUGAGCAUAGAGGCGGCCCUGAAAACGCUUCGUGAUAAAUAUCAAGGUUACUUAGGUCAAGUUUAUUCGGUGCAAACGAACGGAUCCGAUCCCCAGGAUUCUCUCCAUCGGAUAUGCGAUGCUUGGGAAAAGGCAAUCGGCAAGGGUACGGGGAACGCGCCGGAUUUCGUUCUAUCAACGGCGAUCGCCGGUUGGACUGUCGAAGCGUCGAACUCGUUUUCGAGUGCACUCGGCUUGCCAACGUUGUCCGGUCAAUUUGGACAAGAGGAGGACUUGCGUUAUUGGAGUAACUUGGAUCAAGAGAAGAGGUCCUAUCUCGUCCAGGUAAUGCCGCCGGCUGAUUUGGUGCCCUGGAUCAUUCGAAAAUUGGCCAUUUACCUUAAAAUCACAAACGCCGCGAUACUAUUCGAUCGUAACUUCGACAUGAGCUACAAGUACAACAGUCUCCUGCUGAACGUGCCGACGAGACACGUGAUAAACAACAUUGCAGAAACCGUCGACGACAUGAAGGAACAACUUUCGGGUAUGCGAGAUUUGGACGUUGUGAAUUAUUUUAUUCUGGGUGAGGGAAAGACCAUUGACAUGGUUCUUAAAACCGCGGAAGCUUUAAAUUUUACCGGCCACAAGUACGGUUGGUUUGCCUUGACCAUGGAAAAAGAUAUCUGGCCAAAUUGCAAUUGCAAAAAUAUCAGUCUUCUAUUCAUGAAACCGGAAUUGAGAGAGACGGAUGAUACGUCGAGCGCCGACGAUUCUCUCGAAGCUAUUCUACCUAGUCCCUUUUUAUCGUCCGCCUUUUAUUACGAUUUGACAUUGCUCGGCGUUGAAAGCAUGAAAUCGGCGAUAGAACGCGAGGAGUGGCCGGUCCUACCUUCUCAUAUCGGUUGCGAUGAUUACAACGGCAACAACACACCCAGCAGAAAUUUUGAUUUUCUCGAGAAGCUUCGGGCUACGUCGAAGAAUAUGACGCCAACUUAUGCAGCUUUCAAAUGGGGCGAAAAGAAUGGAGAGCACGUGGUCGAUUUUCGAAUGUCCAUCAAUUUGGUCUACAUCGAGAAGGAGACGUUGACUUCCACGGAGAUUACCGGAAGUUGGUCGGCUGGAUUAGACUCACCAUUGGAGGUCAUCAACAAUGUCAUCGUAAACAGCACAGCGGUGACGAGCUACAGGGUCGUGACGGUUAUCCAUCCGCCGUUCGUCAUGUACAAGGAGGAGACAGGCGAGUGGUAUGGGUUUUGCAUCGAUCUACUCAACGAGAUACGCCAGACCGUCGAGUUCGAAUACGACAUACGAGCGAUAGAUGAUUACGGCGAGAUGAGCGAGAAUGGCAGUUGGAACGGUAUGAUAAAAGAGCUAAUGGAGAAACGAGCGGAUAUCGCGCUCGGUACUCUCUGGGUUAUGGCGGAGAGAGAGAAGGUCGUUGACUUUACCGUCCCUUAUUACGAUCUCGUUGGUUUAACGAUAAUGAUGUUGAAACCAAAAACUCAAACGUCCCUUUUCAAGUUCCUCACUGUCCUGGAAAACGAGGUUUGGUUUUGCAUACUUGCCGCUUACUUCUUCACGAGCUUCCUCAUGUGGGUCUUCGAUCGUUGGUCACCCUACAGCUAUCAAAAUAAUCGUGAAAAGUAUAAGGACGACGACGAGAAGAGAGAGUUCAAUCUGAAGGAGUGUCUCUGGUUUUGUAUGACCUCGUUGACACCCCAGGGCGGUGGGGAGGCACCAAAGAAUCUCUCGGGACGUCUCGUCGCUGCUACCUGGUGGCUCUUUGGUUUCAUCAUAAUCGCCUCUUAUACGGCAAAUCUUGCCGCGUUUCUCACGGUCUCUAGGCUCGACACACCGAUCGAAUCUUUGGACGAUCUUAGCAAACAGUAUAAGAUACAGUAUGCGCCAGUUAAAAAUUCUGCGGCGUAUAUUUACUUCGAGAGGAUGGCUCACAUCGAAGCUCGAUUUUACGAAAUAUGGAAGGAUAUGAGCUUGAACGAUAGCUUGUCGGAAGUGGAAAGGGCAAAAUUGGCAGUCUGGGAAUAUCCCGUCAGCGAUAAGUACACGAAAAUGUUUCAGGCUAUGAAAGAGGCUAAUUUCCCGGCUACCGCGGAAGAGGCAAUUAGACGGGUUCUUCGUAUUGAUUCGAAUAAUGAAUUCGCCUAUAUCGAGGAUGCAUCGACGAUCAAGUAUCUCGCUAUGACGAAUUGCGAUGUUAUGCAAGUAGGAGAAGAAUUCUCGAGGAAGCCUUACGCUAUUGCCGUGCAACAAGGCUCACCGUUGAAGGAACAAUUUAACAAUGCGAUUUUAAUAUUGUUGAAUAAGAGAAAAUUGGAGAAACUAAAGGACAAAUGGUGGAAACGUAAUCCCGAAAGGAAGGACUGCGGGAAGGAGGACGAGCAGAGCGAUGGUAUUAGCAUUCACAAUAUCGGUGGUGUCUUCGUAGUGAUUUUCGUGGGCAUCGCUUUCGCUUGUUUAACAUUAGCUUUCGAAUAUUGGUGGUAUCGUUAUCGACCAAAAGCCAUUAAAGCCUCGAGUCGGCAAAUCGCCUCGACUCCGAACGGCAAAGCUACGAAAGCCGUAAGACCAAUAAGAUUCAAUUUACAACCGGCACCCACUCAAGGCUUUCAAGCCGCUCGAUUUAAAUCGAGGUUUUGAAUGUAUCCUGCUUUAUACACAUGCAUACGUACUUUAUACACAUCAUACAUAUCGAUAUGAGUUGUGCGCGCAUGGCCGCACACACGUAUAUCUUAUCAUAU
Molecule: messenger RNA, 3370 nt
Organism: Vespa mandarinia (Asian giant hornet)
Lineage: Eukaryota; Metazoa; Arthropoda; Insecta; Hymenoptera; Vespidae
Gene: Ir25a
Product: ionotropic receptor 25a
Biological process (GO): monoatomic ion transport
Cellular component (GO): membrane
Molecular function (GO): signaling receptor activity; ligand-gated monoatomic ion channel activity
Source: RefSeq, a predicted model, not a curated record